Messenger RNA from Morchella sextelata, 333 nucleotides. RefSeq lists its product as uncharacterized. The transcript has 5 exons. The record is from RefSeq and is a predicted model, not a curated record. NCBI's taxonomy places the organism in Eukaryota, Fungi, Ascomycota, Pezizomycetes, Pezizales, Morchellaceae. The coding region runs from base 1 to 333 and encodes 110 amino acids.
AUGAUCAAACAUAAACGAUUCAAGGAUAAGACAAAGCUGCAACUUCCGCGAGUGAUAAUCGACAUAAACAAUCGCAAGCCCAGUAGUUGGUCUCAUUCUUCGCAAUCAACAGUUGGUCACGAGACCAGGUACUGCAUAGCAGCCAUACUCUCUGUUACCGGAGACUGGAUAGUUCACGCCACACAUAUACAGCCCAGCCAUCAAGAAGACAGGGCGGGAUCUACUAUCGGAAAGACAACCAGACAAAGGAUUAUAGGAUCCGGCUCCGGGCUUGAGUACCUUAGGAGGAUGUAUCUUAGGCCUUCUGAGAGCGCCGAGCUAGAUUGUGUGUGA